Desarmillaria tabescens is the source of this 1164-nucleotide messenger RNA. RefSeq lists its product as uncharacterized. The transcript has a single exon. The record is from RefSeq and is a predicted model, not a curated record. Lineage: Eukaryota; Fungi; Basidiomycota; Agaricomycetes; Agaricales; Physalacriaceae. The coding region runs from base 95 to 982 and encodes 295 amino acids.
UGCAGUUCGGAUUUUACGCUUUAACCACCAGCUAGUACGCUCUUUGUUGGCUUCCAGGCCAGUAAGGCUUAGGAUUCCAAUCCCGCCAUUCUCUAUGCCCGCCACUCGUUUCCCGCCUGCCCCGCCGUCGUCGCCCGCCAUGAUGCGCCCUAACGUCAUCGUUUUCCCUCCAGAGGAAGACAGGGAGGAGCCUUUUUGCUGCUACGAUCCCGACGACCCUGUCGACCAUGACUCUCACAUCCUAGCCGAUGCUAUCCACCGUCUCGUUCCUUCCCACAACACUGCCGAGCUCCUUCUCGAAGACCUUGACGUUGAUGACGCCGACUUUCUCGUCGGUAAUGACCCUGAAGACGACUCCGAAAUAUACGAAGUCGUCCGUGUCAGCCGUCACCAGUCGCGCAGUCCACCAUUGCCUCAGCCACCACCGCCCCCACCACACCAGCAAAAACGGUCCAAGACGUCCUUCUUCAAGGCAACCAAGGCAUUAAUACGGCCCAAGGCCCAGCCGGUGCUCCCCCCUCCCCUGCGUACGCGGCAAAGCAAUGCGUCAUUAUACAACGAGUUCCCUCAUCCGGAUGAUGAGGAAGAAGAGAAUGUCGACUGUCGCGCACCGUCACCUUCACCGACAACCCGUUCAUACAUGACUAGACGCCUCAGCAUGCUCAACCUCUUUUCCUCCUCUUCACCCAGCCUGCCUUCCAUGUCUCGUACUUCAGAUUCAUCCUCGUCUUCAUCGUCUGGGCCAGGUACCCCUGUUGAUACAGAACCCAGGAGGAGUACCUCCAUACUCAACUUGCGCAGGUUCCCGUCAUUCCGGAGAGAGAAGGGCAGUGCAAGGAGCAGGGCGAAGGAGAGUGUGUCGGCACCGCAAAUCUAUCAGCCACCACCAGCUCCCCCAAUUCUUGGCGCGGAUACCAGCAUCGAGAUGCGACUAGAUUCGCUACAUUUUGACGACCUAUCCUUUGAUCCAGACCGAUUUUGAUAUCGAUUACCCUUGCAUUCCUUUCGCUUUCUUAUGUAUGAUUUAAGUUCAUCACGACUCGUUACAUACAUGUCAUUAUCCUACUAUUAGUACUUUUCAGACAAAACUGGCACGCUAUUCGUCAGUUACAUCGUUUUUGAAAUAAAGUUGUAACUCACUUAAUGUCACCAAUGAUGUCCAGC